Messenger RNA from Tetrahymena thermophila SB210, 573 nucleotides. Its product is annotated as transmembrane protein, putative. The record is from RefSeq and is a predicted model, not a curated record. The transcript has a single exon. NCBI's taxonomy places the organism in Eukaryota, Ciliophora, Oligohymenophorea, Hymenostomatida, Tetrahymenidae.
AUGUUUGUUCUACCUCUUUCUUUUAAUCUCCAACUUCGAUUGAAUAUUUAUUUUUCAUAUUAUCCAAUUUAUUUUCUAUUUACUAACAUUUACUGUAUUAGCAUUUUCAGAUUAGUAUUUUAUUAACAAAGAAAGGCUUCAAAAAUUAGAUUCUGCUUGUAGGGAAACUUAUAAUUAUAAUUAGUUCUUGUCUCUUUGUCUGUGAUAGAGCAAAGCAAGAGCUAUUUUCUUUCAUCUACAAAUAAUAAAGUAAUUAUCAAUGUAAAAACACCCAUAGGCUCACUUGCUGCAAUAAUUGAAACAUACAUUUAAAUAUCUUAUUAUAAUAUAUAUAUAUUUCCUCUAUUCUUUUUUUACUCCUUCAUCUACUCACUCACUCAUUCACUACUUAUUUUUUUCUACAAAAUGUACUAAACUACAUUUCACCAGAUAAUAGAAUAUCUAUUUAAUUUAUAUAAAUCUCUUUAAUAGACAACUUAACACAUAUUUAAGGGUAUCUAUGAUUGCUUUUUAACGUUUUUCAUUUAUAUACCCAAGCAGCCAAUUGCUGUAGAAAAUAAAAAAUCCUUUUGA